AUGAGCAGCUCGAGUGGAUUCGGUAAUGGUCGCUUUGCGCGAGGGAAGCGUGGGCGACGUGAUAAUCCCGCAGCCGCAGCGCAGGAAGAAAAAAAACAACAACAACAACAACAACAACAAAGAGAUCAAAAGAGGGAUAUACCACCGGCUUUCUAUCUUGAUGUACGCCGAGUGAUAUCCCGCCUACUCCGUGAGGAAACAAAUGAGACGGUGUUAACAUUUGUGCGAGAGACGAAGGAAUUACUCACCAUACUGUGUGAGGCCUGUGAUGUUGUGAUUUGUCAAGACCCUCAGGAGCGUGAAGUGUUGCUCCGGAGUGAAAUUGCAAAGUCUCUACAAGAGAAAGAAAGUGAAAAAAUUGACGCGGCAUCACUGCAAUUGCUUACAGAUAUCUUUACAAAACGUUUAAUGGAAGUUGUGCGCUAUUUACCAAUCACACCAGCAUCCACAGAGACGAUGGAAGAAAAUACAGUACAACCUACAAAACAAAUACGUAGAGACGCAUCGGGAGAUGCAGUACUAAGUUCCUAUUCAUCAUCAUCUGUUGAUGGGAACUACACUGCUGUUGCGCAUGGAAAUCAUGUUGGAGGUAUUUUACCCACUCCACCACCACUUCCCAGUGUUUUUUCAGAGAGUGGAAUGUGUUCUGUACAGUGUGUGACGUUUGAAUGUUUACCGGCAAUGUAUUACACUCCGGAAGCGAUGAAGCGGUUUAUGGAAGAGACAUGUUCACGUAUACCUAACGCAUACUUUCUUAACAUUCUCUGUUUACCAGGUGAGGGAUGUGCCAUUGUGUCGUUGAAUAGUAAUGCCACUGCUGCAGCUGUCAUGUUCGCCGUGAACUCCAUGAACAGUUCAACCACUAGCAUGGGUGGUAUUAAUUAUAAUAGUAAUGAUAAUAGUAAUAAUAAUAAUAAUAAUAAUAAUAAUAAUAAUAAUAAUAGUAGUAGUAGUAGUGGUGGUGUGUUUCGUGUGGUUGCGGCAAGUGAAGAGCAUCAACAAUUGUUGUGGGGUCCGUUGGCGGAACGAACAAAGGCAUUAGAGAAGGAAUGGCAAAGUUGGUAUGCAAAACAUAGUGAACAUCCUGCCUAUAUGAUUCGCCAUGAGUGGACGACUGCAAAGGCAAAGGGACUUCAAGUGGAUCAGGAAUUACAACAGUUGUUAUUAAAUAGUAGUAACAAUGUUAAUAAUAAUAAUAAUAAUAAUAAUAAUAAUAAUAAUAAUUCAGAUGAAAAAGAUACCAACUCAGCAACUACAGCGGGAACAUCAACAACAACAAAAACAACCAAUGAGCUUACAGAAGAACAAUUGCGUAAAAAAUUAGAACUGCUUCAGACUCGUUUAGCAUGUAAACGUACUGUUGAACAGAUGGAAGAUGAGAUGCGUGCUUUGUAUGGUGAUAACUACAUGCAACAACUUGAGAAUGGACCAACGGUAGCGACAUACUCUAGUAGCAAGGCGGUAGUAUCAAACCCGCGUAGAUUACUCUUUAUUCACUCUCUGCGUUGUCGCCUUGAUGAUGCGGAAGUCCUUCAAUUACUUCGUAUUAUUGGUGUGCAGCCAGUACAUAUAUGGCGUGAUCCUAAUGUGGAUACGACACUUUGUGUGGAACUUCCAAGUGUGGGUCAUGUGUUUGCGUUACUGCGUCAACUGGAUGGCACACAUAUGCGAUUUGACAAUGCCCUUUUUUCACGAGAGCGUCUGGGAAUUAUAAAUAAUUAA
Trypanosoma theileri is the source of this 1722-nucleotide messenger RNA. Its product is annotated as putative protein kinase. The transcript has a single exon. NCBI's taxonomy places the organism in Eukaryota, Euglenozoa, Kinetoplastea, Trypanosomatida, Trypanosomatidae. Bases 1 to 1722 code for a protein of 573 amino acids. The record is from RefSeq and is a predicted model, not a curated record.